This is a messenger RNA of Zea mays, 1320 nucleotides long. Its product is annotated as Mediator of RNA polymerase II transcription subunit 11. The record is from RefSeq and is a predicted model, not a curated record. Gene Ontology annotation, molecular function: transcription coregulator activity. The transcript has 4 exons. Gene Ontology annotation, cellular component: mediator complex. Bases 357 to 704 code for a protein of 115 amino acids. Gene Ontology annotation, biological process: regulation of transcription by RNA polymerase II. NCBI's taxonomy places the organism in Eukaryota, Viridiplantae, Streptophyta, Magnoliopsida, Poales, Poaceae.
GCAGGAUCGCGACUCCGGGAAAAAAAAAACGCCGGGCGCAAUCGGGAACGGGGAACCCUAGGGCAGCCGGCAGCGUCGCUCCGCCCCGGCCGUCGUCGUCGCGCGUCGCCGUCCACUCGCUUCCUGCUCGGGCCUUCGCCCCUCGGCCACGUCUCUGCCCUCGCCCCUUGGUCGGGACCGACGUCCUCGCUCCAUCUAGCAAGCUGAUCAGCUCGACUGCUUGAGCUCGUCCUCGCCAUCGCCGCUUUGAUUUCUUCCUUUCAGCCCGACCCGGCUCAAAGCAGCCAGAUCACGGCACUCCGUCCGACCCUCGAAGCGAUCACCUUCACCGCCUCUCCUCCUCGUCACAGGUGAAGAUGAUUCCGCAGAGCCAGAGCAGCUCCCUGCAGCGCCUUCAACACGUCGAGAAGCGGAUAGUGCGGGUGCUGGAGCUUGCGGGAGCGGUGAUGGAGGAGCUGGGAAACUCCCAUGGCCCUCGCACCGAUGCAGUCAGCGCGCACUGCCGUGAGUUCAUGAUCGCUAUGAAGGAAAUUCAAACGACGUUGCGUGAGGAAAUCAAAAGUGCUUGUGAAUAUCGUCCAUUUGAAAAGUGUGAUUACAGUGCAAGGAUUGCUAAUGAGAUAUGCUGCAAGAAGCUGGAGUAUGUAAUUGAGAAGUUGGAUACCAUGCAACAGAGCCUUGAACAUAUCACUGAUGAUGUUUAGCGAGCUAGCAACAUAUUAGUUCUUUCCACUAUAGCAAGCCUUCAUCAUCUCAUCUUUAAUGUGUAAUUCUGUUGUUUAAGAGGAUAAUGUUUACACCAGAUAUUGUUGGUUAUGUGACUAGCUCUUGUAAUGCUUCCUUAUGUCCAUAUAAGGGGGGCAAUUCUCCUUUUUCCCCCAUUAUGAUUCUACAAUAAUCUUUUGUGGUAUUGUCUACUUUCUAAAUGGGAUCAGGUUUUCUCCAAGUUAAAUUACUCAUACUCUGUGGAUUACUUUCAGCUUUGGGGGUAAUAGAUGAUCGAGGAGUACACUGAAGAAAUGUAGAAGCAUUCUAUCAACUUAUAAUUGCAUAAAGCUUUUGCUCAACUGUAGGACUGUAACUUGUGGUUUGUUUGUCUUCCAUAUUCUGUGACAGUUCUUACUUUAGCUGCCUGCUGAUGCUGAACAACAAUAUUCUUGGCCUGACUCGGAUAGGAGUAACAUCCUUGAGCUUAAAAUCAUGGAAUUUUAAGGCGUUGUAUUUUACUGAUGAGAAAUUGCUCUCAUGUAUUGCAUGGACAUGCGUCAAUUCUUAGAACAUGCGUUUUGGUAAAUAUUGCUAACUCGUUUUCAACGAUUA